Molecule: messenger RNA, 3107 nt
Organism: Melopsittacus undulatus (budgerigar)
Lineage: Eukaryota; Metazoa; Chordata; Aves; Psittaciformes; Psittaculidae
Exons: 12
Coding region: 1-1971 (656 amino acids)
Biological process (GO): exocyst localization; exocytosis
Cellular component (GO): exocyst
Molecular function (GO): SNARE binding
Source: RefSeq, a predicted model, not a curated record
AUGAGGAAGACAAAGUAUUUCUGGGGAGCCUUUGCAGGAAGAGGCAGCAAGUGGGAGAAAGUGGCCGGGGAAAAUGCAAGAAUGCUGCCUAGGGCCACGCAUGAGGAGAAGAAGCAGCAGGAAGCAAAGAGGAGACAGAAGCUGAAAACCAUGGCAGGAAAAUUGCUGAAGGUGGUGGCCAGUGGCAAAGAUGAAGCAGAAGAGAAGGCUGGUGGUGUGGAGAUGGCAGGGAAUUUGCUGAAGAUGGCAACCAGUAGGAAGGGAGCGGAGGGUGGGGUGCCUGCAGAAGAAGCCAUCUGUGGGUUCAUUGAGCAAGGAAAAUUUCUUGAAGCUUGUGAUCAUAUUUAUAAUCUGGAGCGUUCUGGAAACGAUGAGAUGGGAAAGUCUGAAUCACUUUAUAAGCUACUGGCUGAACGAAUGUGGACUGUGGUGGGCGAAGCGCUCGGUGGAAAUGGUAGGAUGUUCCUGGAGCCAUUGCAGUCAGUGGGGGAAGCACUGAAGUGGGAGAAGCAGAAGGAAGCAGAGUGGCUUGGCAGCAGCCAAGAAACUGGGCCUGUUUCCACCUGGAGUCCAAACUUCUGGAGGAAAGAACUGGAGGAACAGCUAAUACAGUACAUGACAGCCCAGAUUCCCCUGCUGAGUUUCCCUGCUAACGCAAAUGAGACUGCAUUAAACCAGCAUCUGAGUCAACUGGAAACAUCGUUUCUCCCCAGCUUGGAGCAUGGAAGUGGUGUCUUUGAGGAAGCAGGACUGCUCAGCACCUACACCUACUGCUGUCAUGCCUCUUUGUCUUCUCACCUUGCCAUGCUUACUGACAGUAGCCAUUUCAGCUUCAGCCAAUGCCUUUUAGUUUAUGAAUGGGGCCUUAAAAUAUACAAAAGUGACAAAGAGACAUGUCUGAGACCUAGGCAGAUGCCUCAGCACAGCCUUUCCUUUGGUGUACAGUGUCUCCUGUGGAUUGUUUUGAAGACUGAGGAAAAGUUACUUGCAGUCGCCAAGAAGGAAGUAGGGAAAGCCCUGAAAGAAGCCUUUGAUAUUGGGAAACCCCCUUGUGCAGAUGCUGCAGUGAUUCAGAUACUAACAGAGAAGACGGAGGCUGCCUGGCAUGUCAGUGAGAGCCUGAGUGAGAAGGUGGAAGCUGUAUGCCUGCAGGAGUGCCUGAGGUUCCUGGAGAGCUAUGAAAAUGAAGUAAGAAACUUCCUCCAGCUCGAUGGCUGCCCAGAGAUCUGCAGUGGCUUAUGGAUCCUGGAGAACUGCUGCAUUCUCAGGGCUGUCUGGUGUAAGCUAACAUACAUUUACAGUGCCAGUACUGGUCAGAAUGUUAAGGUAAAUGGAUUUCUAGACAGGAUGGAAGAUGAGAUUACUGAGCAUUUUCUCCAGGCGGUGGCUUCUAAAGUCAAGGGAACACUAAAGGAGCACUUCAAAAAGUGUGACAGCAGUUUUCACCACAUCCUUGAAUCCUUAAAGCAAAGUUUUUUGGUAUUUGGGAAGAAAAAAACAGACACAUAUGAGGCCCUCGUCAAGUCCGUCAAUGCCAUUGUUAUUGCAGAGUAUGUGCAGGCUCUCCUGACCACUUCCAGGAAACUGUCUUCUGUGCAGAGGAGGAGGAUUGUCAGCAAGAUGGAAGAAGACCAUAGGAUGCUGCAAGGCAUCUUUAAAGAAUGCUUAGGUACUGCAGCUGGUCACCUCAAGGAUCCUAUACAAGCAAUUUUAGAGCUUAUUCAAGCUUCUGAUUCUGAGGGGAUGAAAAUAGCCCUUUUGCCCAUUCUCAGAGAAUUUCCUGAUCUAAGGAAGGAACAUCUGAGUGCAAUGCUGAACAUCAAAGUUUCGCUCAACCGGAAGGACAGAGCUGCUCUCUUGGAGGCGUUUCAUGAUAAUUGCAGGGAGUCGAAACCAGAAGUGAACUUGCUUUUUGCAGAUAUAGAAGUGAAACCUGGAAAAUAUGGACUCUGUGCCUGCCUCUGCUGUUAGCAAAGGCCUGCUGUGAGAAACAUGAAGUUUCACUCCAUGUGCAGUGUCUGCAGUCACAGCUCCUUGAAAUCUUCAGUGACCCAUGCAGCCUGAUAUAUGGAGAAACCUGACAGCUAUGGAAGACAAUUCCUGCACUUCUGCAGGAAAAUUAAGAGGCCCAAAUCCUAAUCUUCUAUGCAGAGUCCAGGUGGAAAGUGAAUGGAAUAUGACAGAAAGACAUUCUUAGCUGAGUCCUGCUAGUUAUUCCCAGGAUGUGGCAUGGUGGUGAGGGGAGGAGGACAAUGGUCCCCCCUUGCCAAAUUUCUGUCUGCUUCCAUCCCUUGUUUCAUGCACUCUCAUGUGAAACCAGGGACUGCUGCAGCACAGUGUCAUGGCAGAUGACAUGGCAUCAUAACCUUCACCAGCAACCCAAGACCCUCUGUUAGGGAAUUCUGCCUAGCCCAUGGUUCUGGUGGUGCCUGCAGGUUUGGGUACCUAGAUCCACACCUCCAAAGCACUGCAUCAGGAGGGUUACAGACAAAGCUGCCUCUUUUCUUGCUCCCCACACAUGAAGGCUGUGACCUCCUUUGGGGGCAGCUUGCCAUGGCAUCGGCUGUGGGAUGAAGAGCUCUUCCUAUAUGAGUUUUAUAGCUCUGGAGCAGAGUCUUGCGUUGAUUUUUAUACCUUAUUUACUGGAAAUUUCCUUUUGGAGAGGGAGGGGAAGGCCUCACGGACAGCAGGCAGUGAAAGGAGAUGUUUGUCCCAGCCUCUGGGCAAGGUUUGUGCUGUUUUCAAAUGUAAAUAGGCAGUUCUGCUGGGAAAACACUGACUUUUCUUCCCAGUUAUCUAUGGACUGGUCACAACCUCCAAGCUGGAUUUGGUUCAAGGCCCUCGUUUGUUGUUGUGUUAAUGUAGGCCAUUACUGCUCCUCUCUGGCCCUGUAAACAAGCAACAAAGCUCUCCUACCUCAGCAGUGCCACUGCUUUUCUGGGACAGCCAUUCCCCCUCAAAUCUGCUUCCCUAACACGAAAAGGGGCAUCAGGGUGUUCCAUGUCCAGGGAGUCUCUGUAGGCUUUUGGGGCUCCAUGAUAGGGCAACAAGAACUAUCCUGUUCCCUUCCUGACUGCCUGCCUGCCCCAAAGGCCUUGCUGCUGUGU